AUGACAGAAAGUGCUGUAGAUAUAGGAAUUCUAGAAGAAAAGAGUAAUUGGCUCCUACACCCAAGAUUUUUCCCUAGUAAAGUAGGAGGGAAACCGGCAUGGUUGGAUCUUAAAAAUAUAUGUAAUACUGCGGAGUUAACCUGUAAGAUAUGUAAUGAUCCAUUAGUUUUUCUAUGUCAAGUAUAUGCACCAUAUGAGGAAAAGGAUGAUUGUUUUCAUCGAACGAUAUUCGUCUUUAUUUGUAGGAAUGGAACAUGUUGUCGAACAAAUUGUGCAGACAAUUUAAAAGUCUUACGAUGUCAGUUGCGACGCAAUAAUGAGUUCUAUUCAUAUGAACCAUACGAAGAAAAAGAAAAUGAGAAUUUUUCGAUGGAAAGAUGGCCUAAAUUGUGCCAUGUCUGUGGUUUAAAGGGACCUUCACAUUGUGCCAAAUGCAAAAAAUCUUUUUACUGCAGUCGUAAACAUCAAAUAUUAGAUUGGCAAAAAGGACACAAAGAAAGUUGUUCAAACUUGGUACAACAGGACGCUGAAUCUAAUAUUCUGCCUAACUUUAUUGUAACAGAAUCAGGGAAAUCAAUAUUAUUUAAAGAAUGGGAGCUUGUUGUGGAUGUAGAAGAUGAGGAGGAUAACACCUGUGUAGAUGAAAAACAAGAGAUGGAGAAACUAAGGAAGAUGAUGAUUGAAAAAAAGGCUGGCACUUUAAGUGAUAUCAGUGAAAAUGAGUUAGAACAAUAUGCGAAAAACAUGCCACAAGAUAAAGUUUUCAAUAAAUUUAGCAAAAGGAUUUCAAGGCACCCUGAACAAGUUUUAAGAUAUGAUAGAGGUGGGACACCUUUGUGGAUUACUGGCAAUACAGAAAAUCAUUUAAUUUACAUUCCGAACUGCCAAUACUGUAAUGGAGAUAGACAAUUUGAAUUUCAGGUUAUGCCACAACUUCUUAAUUUUAUCAAUAUUGGUAUUGAUAUUAAUAGCAUUGAUUGGGGGAUUCUUGCUAUAUAUACUUGUAAAAACAGUUGUAAUAAUGGCCCUGCAUAUAAAGAAGAAUAUGUAGUCAAACAAGAUUUAUGUAAUUGA
This is a messenger RNA of Parnassius mnemosyne (clouded apollo), 1074 nucleotides long. Lineage: Eukaryota; Metazoa; Arthropoda; Insecta; Lepidoptera; Papilionidae. The record is from the annotation of a GenBank genome assembly.